Molecule: messenger RNA, 591 nt
Organism: Morus notabilis
Lineage: Eukaryota; Viridiplantae; Streptophyta; Magnoliopsida; Rosales; Moraceae
Exons: 4
Coding region: 90-398 (102 amino acids)
Source: RefSeq, a predicted model, not a curated record
UUUUGGCCUUUUUAACUCCUCUCACUAGCAGCUCGCAAGCUUCCCUGAACUUCCACCGUCACUCUCUCUCUCUCUCUAAGCACCGAACCAUGGCGGCGUGGACAGCGGCGGCGCGCCAAGCGGCGAAUCUGGCUCGCCUUUCAACUCCCAAGCCGGCUUCAACGGCUCAAGCCACUUCUCUCGUCCAUCGGCGCGGUCUCGCCGGUGGCGGCGAUCAUCAUGGACCUCCAAAGGUGAACUUUUGGGAGGACCCAUUGAGCCCAUCCCGGUGGAAAGAAGAACAUUUCGUGAUAGUCUCUUUGACUGGUUGGGGAUUGGCUUUCUAUGGGGGUUACAAAUUUUUAACCAGAGGCAAGAAGGACAAGAAAGAAGAGAAUGUUGGAGAAUCAUCGCACUAGUCUGGAGGUUGUUCCCACAGAAGCAACUAUAUUGCCCGCUCGCUUGGCUUCAGAACUGCUAAAAGAGUGCUUUUCUUUGUUCAGCGACAAGUUAGCUUUGAAUGAAUCCAGUUGUAAAUGACUCGGUUAGAAAUUAGAAUAAUGGGUUUAUUAAUACGUGAUAUCUAUUUCUUUUCUCAAUUGUUUCUUCCAA